AUGUACGGCACCGCACACCAGCACUUCGGUUUCGGUCGCCCCUUUCGGUUUUCUUCCUCGGGUUCCUCUCUUGCACUUUUCGGCAGAAUUCCCAGGGUAGUCGUUCACUGUGAAGAGUUUCCACAGAGACUGGACCUCGACCUUGCCGGCUGGAUCGGUGCACUGGGUUUCUACAUGCUGGUAGGUAUUCUCACGCAGCUGGUCGUUGAGUAAACUUAGAUUACAAAAGGUUUUUGUCGCCUUCAUAUAAACCGUUGUGUUAAGUUCCCCGACGCCUUUUUGAAUAAGUACGUCAUGAAACGGCAACUGACAAUCUGAUUUUUUAAUCGGCCAUUUAUAAACCUAUGUGACCUAGUGUCUUAGGGGUUGCGUAGCGCCCUUGUCCGAACUCUCCGAAAUUUUUCGCAUUUUUGAAUACGCCAUAAGCAGCCGCGAAACGGCGCAUCACCAAGCUGCCGCUUUAACCCUUAAGCAUAUGGAAAAAUACCCUAUGUGCGGUCUAGUUUCUGACAACACAUGAUUUACAAAUGAAACGAGCAAAGUACUAACAGUCUGAGGGAAAUGCUCUUAUUUAUAAUAUCCCUGUGUUGUGCAUUGAUAGUCUUAAAUGGGGCCUGGCAGCAAAAAUGGCUACUAUGUUAGAACUAUGCGAGGUUUCAUAUUUGGCGAAUUUGCAUAUAAGGGAUUGAUUAUGCGAUGGUUAAUAUAACAACCGUUCUUAAGUAAGCUUUUCCAAUUGGACGUACAUUUUAGAAUUCCGGCUAAAAUUUCAUGAUAUAGCAUAUCUACUAUGUGCGACCGUAAGGACCAUUCCCAUAGAGAGGAACGCCUAAAUAAUCAAUAACUGGGCAAAUGUUUUCAAGAAGAAUAUUUUCUUAAAGGUUUUAGUAAAAACCAAAUACAAACAUUAGAACUCGCAAACUGUUCUCGGAAGUUUCGAGUCAACCCAGUGCCUCAGUGGACCCCAUUUUUGGCAAAACCCGCACAGUAAUUUUACUGUUGAAAAGUUCUCUUAAUAUGCAGAUGACGAAAUGAUUAAGAUUGCAUCCGCUAAUGCUUUUAGAACGUUUUCGCCCCCAUUUCGCCUGUCAGCGUGUGUCUUUAUGGAGGCAUGUGUUUCUCUGACGUCUCUAUUAGCAAAAUCAAGAAAAGCCGCCUUUUCUUUAACCAAACUCGAACGGCGACAAAAAGAAAAAGUACGCUAAUUUUUCGCAACAAGCUUUUGAAACACGUGAUUGGACAUUACUUACUUAAUUUUAUGCCAGAAUUCACGUAGCACUUACUCUUGAUGGGCAUUUAUUCAGAAUUAUUGUUGAAGGGUUUUUAAUGUUACCAUGCUUAUGAAGUUUUACUUACUCGAUUAUUUGCGCCAUCAGGCUUUUUUAGUGGCCAAAUCUGGGCCUCAUCAUUUGACACGACUGUUUUCACUGUCUGCAUUUCCACUCUUUAAAAAUUGUUAUUUAUAUCAAGACAAAUAAUGCCUUCAAAUAUUUACCUUAUUUUUUAAAAUUUAACUGCAGUUCGUCCGUUAUUCGUUAGAUUUUUUGGGGUAUUCAUUUGGACUAGUUUACGACUGCUUGGUGUUUAUUCGUUAACGUACGCACACUCCAUGCGAUAGGCUACCUGCUGUAUUUUAACGGGACGGGCAGCUGGCUGAAUGUGGCUGACUUCAGAUCACUGUGGCGGCUAUUAUUAGUGUGUUAGAACUGGACCGCCAGUCUGGUGUUUACGCAGACGUAGUCCAAUUUACAGUACGAUGACCUGGACCCCAUAGUUUUUUUUCAGAAACUGAGCUCACAAAGACGUAGCUAUCAUGUCAUCGUUGGAGCCACAGGUUUAUGCGUCUGGCAUUUCAGGUUCACGUAUUAUUCAAGCGACGGAAACAUUUUCUUCCAAACUGCUAAUUUCAGUUCAUCAUUGCCACCACUAUCGUCAAAACCACAAGCACCACUACUAUCACCACUGCUAUUACCAUUACUACCACUACCUCAUUCGAGGAAGCUCAACAACUCAUUUUGCAUACGCAGUAUGAUCUAUGUAUGAACGAUUCUUGAACCCCACAAAGUGUUAUGUGGUAAACUGCUACUAGACAAAUACACACAAAGAAGACGAUGAGUCGCAGUAAUGCCCUUCAGGCUUAUUUCAAGGCAAGUGCAGCAGAACAUCUCUGUCCGGACAAUUUGAUAUCAGUACAUCCGACCGCUUACAGAAAUCACGCAUUUCUUCUUUUAACACCGAUAUCUUGAAGAUCAAACGUUUUCCUACUUUGUUAUCCAAUCUUUGUCAAAAGAAUCACAAAAGACAGGGGUUUGGUUGUGUUUUUUUGCACUGAUGUGCCAUUUGCGAAUUCGAAAGCAAACGUUUGCAGACGGUGCAAGUGUACCCGGAAAUAUAGCUUUUAGCUUACCGUGAAAAUUCGGGAUUCGGCGGCGGCCUUGAAAGAAGGGGUGCGUGCAAGAGUACCGACUGUGAUAGUGAUAUAAAUCGUCCUAUGUAGGCAUGAAUAAAUAUAUAGAGCAAGCACUCAAGCACUCCACACGCAGUCUUACAGCAGGCUGACUCAGCGCGUAAUUCCCCAUUGGAGUAAUUUCUUCAGAACAAAGAAGACAGCUUACAACUCAAAUCUUGGUAAGUUGAGACGGUCUUAGUUCAUACUGUGCAUUUAAUAGCUGUGAUGUUUACGCAAGAAGUAGCUAUAAUAUUGUCAAAAGUGGUGUUUUUUUCAUCCACAUUGUAAUCAUUUUUUGAAUGCAGAACUUCGGCUGCAAGUUACGGAAAGUCGAAUUGAUGCAUAAGAUUCUGACCUUUCUUCUGAAACCUUAAUGGGUCUUAAAAGUCAACGCUUGUCCAGCUUAUUUUCUGCACAAGCAAACCGAAACCCAGGAAUGGAUGCCACUCGUGCAAUUUCAUUAAAAUGCAGAUUUCCACGUAUGAUUGUAGGUUUUCACAACAUAGCCGAAUUGUCCCCUAUCUGACGUGGGUGCAACCGGGCAGAUUGCCACCCGGUGAACGAUUCAACAGCCGGCCCGACUGUCGUUGUAGUGCUUUCUAACCGCAAACGUUUUUUUACUCUGAACGAGGUAUAUUGGAUUAGCAUCUAAUGGUCUCCAUGUUUGUUAUGCAUCAGCAUAGAUUUCUUCCUCAGUAACCUUCAAAGGUGUGGCGCAGACACCCUGAAUCAGAGCCUAAUGGCGAGUUGCAUCCCCUCCACUUUACUGCCAACGAGCGUUUGAGUAGCCGCUUCUCCCCCUGUUUUGCAUGCAACGGCCUAGAUGAGCAAUAUUCGCUAAAUUAUAUGCCAUAUCAAUGGAUCGUCUGCGCAUUCAGUUGCUCUAGACAUUAUUUCCCGCCAUUCCAAAGUCAAUCAAGUUAAGAGCGCGCGUUUUCAUUUCCUCUAGUAUUACGAUUUUACCAGGCCCGGUGAUUGUGAUAAGUAGUAGUGCACAGUCUGUUGGCAAUAUGACAGGAUUAUAUUUCCUACAUUGAUCCUGCGCUAGGUAGGCUAAAUGAUUGAUCUAGGCUUAAAAAUAAUUGAGGUCGCCCACUUCUAAAAACAUGUACUUAAUACUCACAUCUAGACCAUUCCCUUCGGAAAGUAAAGGAGAACGCAAAAUGGCUUUUUUCGAACAUGAGGAAAUCACUUGUGUAUGCAAAAGCAGGCAGACCUCCACACCAGUGGUUCAUGCAGCAAGUUCUUAAAUAACAGCGCAGAACGAAAAUGGUGAUAAGCACUUCGGCCCGGAGUUCAAACGCCAUCCAAAGUCUUAAUAUUAUAGGUACCAAGAGUCUCCUUCGUCAACUGUGUCCAGUUCGUAUCUGUAUGCGCGAGUUUCCAGUUUUCUGAGAGAGUUUAAGAGGACGCUAGACGUAUAUGGCCAGCAAGUUGCACCACAAUCUGUCUUCGUCCUUGGCCUGUUUUUGAACACCGAAAUCAUUAAAAACAAUUAUCAUCAUCGCAUACGCGGAGUCCUCAUUCAUUGGAUUCAGGUUAAGUUGGAAUUGUAUUACUAUAUCCUAGCCGACUUCAGUCUGGUGGUUAGUUGCCUGUUCUUAAUCUUUGCUACCUGUAUGGAUUUUGUUUGAUUCGGGGAGCCAAUAAAUUGACGUGUGACCAUUCUUUAUUUAUUGGAACUAUGUGCCAAUGAGGUACGUUGCACCAUCUGCAAAUCGCAAUGGCGUUCACACUUUACAAGUAUAUUGUGCGAUAGAAAAUUUUAGUGUAUCAUGCAAAGAUUAAUGCGAUAAGGAGCAAGAUAAAUAAAUUUUUCUGAAAAUCAGCCAAGUGCGACUGAAGUGUGUCAAUGUACGUCCUGUUGAUUGGAAUUUCCCACAUCAAGGAGAGCGGGUGGAAGGAGUCGUACAGCGGUCACUGCCAGUAAAUAAAUCAAAAACUACUGUUUAGUGCGUUCGUUUCACUGUAGUCUUGAUUCAUGUAUUGUUCAGCAUAAAUCGACCAACUGCUGAAUACAAAGCGUUUUUCAGGAGCAACUUUUCAGCGAAUAAUUUUGAUCAUUUAGACGGCAUGAAUCAAACGAUAAAAAAUUUCAACUCUCCUUUGCCGUGCAUAUAAACAGUGCGUUUAGAGAAAUGAGGUAAGUAGCAGACAGUGGGAGCAAAAACAGUGUUCGCGUCCAUAUCGCCAGGAUUCGAGGGGAAAAUAUGUCAAGGUGAGCUCGUCUGUAGGUCUCUUACUGAGUCACUGAAACGAAACCUUUCGUGUAGAGACAGGGGAGACCACGUAAGUCAUUUUCAGGACAGCGGGCCCGUGGCCCAGUGGUUAGGGGCGUUGGACUUCUAACUAACAGGUCGCGAGUUAGAGCCACAGGUUUUCCACACUUCGGGGUCGGGUAUGACUGGCUGCCGACGGUCAAUAAGCCAGAAAUGGCCAUUUCAGGCUCCCUUGUCUUUGUCGAUAAUAACAUUCUGCCCAUAUCAUACGCCGUUGUGUGGCUGCUGGUUGGGCUCGGGAGAGUCCGUAAGACACAACGGAGCGAGUGAGUUUCGUAGAAACCAUCGGCCAGCACCCCUCUACCAUUUUCAACUUGCCGGUCUUUCGUCAGUCAGCCAUGAGGCGGUUGCUCUUUCAGUCUUGUGCAACAGAGUAAACUGCCCUAUGCUUCAUUCGAACAUUUCGACUUUCGUUUCAUCAUUCGAUUUAAAAGAUAAUUUAAAUUAUCGACUACAAUGGAACUGUAAUGGAACCGCCUUCGGCGCCCAAUUCUAAAGUAUAACCUUCCAUAAAUGCUGUUACCAGUUAUUUAUAUUUUCAAAUUUUCUUAUAUAGGCGCAACCAUGCGACUUUGUUCCUAAGUUAGUUUGGAAUUACACAAAUGCCUCAUCUUUGUAUGCGGUGACCUACAACAAAUAUGAAAUAUUUCGUCUCUAUUUAAGGCACCCCUGUUCCAAAUGGAAAUAACCUUAUAAGUCCAUGAGAGGUCCCGUAGCCCCGCAUGUAAGAGUGUUGACUGUGCUCGGCCGUACUCUUGUUGUUGUGGGUUUGAAUCCCAUCAAGUAGGUCAGGUGAAUUAUUCCAAACAGAAUUAUGCGCAUGCAGGUCAGGUCUGGGUGCUGAGCAAAGAGGAUUAUUUCACCGUCAAAAGUAUAUCGUCACUGAAUCCGGGAGCUUUCCUGUUUUAUUUUUAUAACAUUUCCAACUGUCUUUGCAGCACUAUGUGCAAUCGCGGGUGACUGGGUUACUUAUUUUACCUUUCAGCUUCAAAUAUCCAAAAAUGAAGAGAUGCGGACGCCUAGUAAUCUUGGUAUUGAUGUUUCUUCUUCAUUCGAAGGUAAUGCGAAUAAUAACCCUUUUUGCAUCUAUAUAACGCCCACUUAUUCCCUUUUUGACUCCGAUAUAAGCAAAUCGGAAGUAUUCCUAACAGAAAAAAUUCAUUUGUGGAAGUGUCUCUAGCUCAGAAGAUCUCAAAGCUUUAAAUAUGUAAAUGAAAUCGGGAAGCAUGACGGGUCGGUAAAUAUGUCAUCUACGUACCAAAAAUAACGCAACGUUAUUUAUUUACCUAGCCCGUACAACAUGUUCCACCGUAUUCACGAUGCUAUUUUCCUCCACUUUUGCUAGUGGACAGCUGAAAUUUACGCAAAUUGUUUAUAUACCUUUUUACCGCUUGCUUCUCUAUCCUGCUAUAUUUUCCACCUUUAUGUAUGCGAUGAACAGUGCAAGGUAUACAUGAUAUUUAAAUAAACUCUCAUCUGAAAGUAAUUUAAAACUAACCGUCUCCGACAAGAUAAAUAUCGGUCAAGUCGAAUGCUACCUUAAAUCAGUCAUGCCCUUGCGAUUGAAGGGACUACUGCAGAGCUUGUUUGUGAAUACCAUUAUUAUUGAAGGUUACUGCUCAUUCGGUUUAGUUACCUUCUUGUUGGUCGACGAAAGCCUGUCUCUGCACGAGACGGUAAGUUAAACAGACAGUAAUGUUUCUGACGUCCAUUGUAACAUUCUGUGGGAGAAUUAGUGUACCCGUUUGUCCGUCGGUCUAGUUGUUAUUGCUCAUAGGUCAAAACAAUUCUCUGCGCGUUACGGUAGUUUAAAUGGGCAUCGCCGUCUCUGAUAUACCGAAAAAUGUCCAAAAACCAAUUAUCCACCGCUCCGUGUAACCCCUAUGAGGUGCCCAGCCACGCCUGAAGACCCGAAUGCUUGAUUGUUCGCAACUGUUUAUUCUCCAGAAACGCGAGUCUGCUUAUUUUGCGACUGAUUUUCGCUGGAGACCGUACAAGUGGUCACUACUGACAGUUUAGCCAAAGGACAUGCCCCUCACAACGGGCCACUAGGGGCUGAACUGGACAGCACAAGAGAAGAUCAGGGCACGACCCCCAGCGUUCUUGCCAGGGUUUUGCGCCAUAACCCUUCGGGAAUGAUCGACUGUUCAUAAGUAGUGUAUUGCCAAAUAUUGGGAUAUUUUAUUCAGUGGAAACUCACCAACUCAUGAUUCGCGUAUUUUUCCAAAAGCAGCAGAUUUUCGAUUUCAUAGUAUCCUCAAAGAAGCUAAUCUAUGAAAGGAUCUCAGGCAUCCUGAAAAUGAAGCAUGUAGAAAUUCUGGGUUUGUGCACCAAAAAUUAAAAAAACCAUUAUAUUCAUCUUUUCACACAUAUUUUAGGCAGGAUGUUCAAAGUGAGUUUAUUAUAACUUGUGUACCUGAAAAGAAACGUUAAAUUUAUGCAUAAUAUCUCUGAGGAAUUUAAUAUCGCUCAGGUUUUAAUUCGGCUGACAAUGCUGAGUGAUGCCAAAUCCCUCGUUAAUUUUUAAAGCUUGUUUACCAAUUUUGUACCCCCCCCCCCCAAGAUGCUAGUUUUCUUUCACUUUUUUAUUUGUUUACGAGGUAUCCCAACGACCUUGACAAAACACAGCCAACGUACGUUGAAAAUACCGAUUGCGACUAUUUCUUGACAUUUCAGGAGGUUGCAAUGCAACAUUUUUACUAAGGGCAAGAUUUAAAACGCUGGGAAAAAAAUGCGCACGUACAGAAAAAAAUUUUCAAAGUUCCUUAAAGCACCUUUGUUAUUACGCAGUAAUUUGUUGCGUGAAAUAUAAACUCGACGUUAGUUUGGUUAAGUAUUCAGAUAUGGUUCCUAAUUAAUUACUUGCGAUAUUUAUCGUUGUUUGUAGGGAUAUAAAAUGUUUACUUAAAUCGACACAUGUCAGUGCGGACGAAUUUUUCAUUAAAUGCUAAAUAAACCCUCAAUUUUAAAUUUGUACGUUGCACACAACGGUUUAUAAGUGGUUAUCUGCUAAAACGGAUGUCUACUGACGUUUUUAUUUGCAUAAAUUGUAGCGCACAUUUGAGUUGGAAAAUUAAGUGGGAUUACAGGUAACCAGUUUUUUUUACUUUGUCGGCUUUUCAUUCAAAUAAAAAAUAGGCUUUGAAUGUAAACAUAUGGACUUUUUCAUUAUUUACUAUCCUUUGUGCGUUGCUGCCUUUGUUAAAAAGUACCAUAGGUUGCAGGCUUUUUACAAAAACAACAAAAGCGUUUCCUCCCAGCUUGACGUUUCCAAUAUCCCAACGAAACGAAUCAUUAAACACACCGUACAUAGUAUUCAACAAACAAAAACUGCUUGAAUCCAUUUCCAUCAUAUCCCUGAAAUAAAGUUAGGUUUUGGUAGUUAAAUUACAGAUUUAUAUCAAGUACCAUGAAAAAGCAUCGAAAACCAACAGUGACCACACGAUAAUCCGUUUGAUCGUAUGACAAAUGUAGGAGACUGUAACUACUUGAAGAUUUUUUCCACAUUGCGCUUUCCCAGUUAUGGUUAUAACAACUCUCUGAGUAUACUUAAGCUGUUACGCACUAUAAAAGCAAUUUUUUCUUUGUUAUUUAGAGACGAUAGGCACUGCGUGAAAGACAUUCGGACAAGACUGAAUAACGUAACAGCAGGAAAAUGUCCUGAGAACAUAUUCUAUACAACAACAUUCUAG
Spirometra erinaceieuropaei is the source of this 8420-nucleotide messenger RNA. NCBI's taxonomy places the organism in Eukaryota, Metazoa, Platyhelminthes, Cestoda, Diphyllobothriidea, Diphyllobothriidae. The record is from the annotation of a GenBank genome assembly.